This is a messenger RNA of Mytilus trossulus (common blue mussel), 5782 nucleotides long. RefSeq lists its product as uncharacterized. The transcript is spliced from 3 exons. Bases 1014 to 4832 code for a protein of 1272 amino acids. The record is from RefSeq and is a predicted model, not a curated record. Gene Ontology annotation, cellular component: ciliary inversin compartment. Gene Ontology annotation, biological process: protein localization to ciliary inversin compartment. Gene Ontology annotation, molecular function: protein binding. NCBI's taxonomy places the organism in Eukaryota, Metazoa, Mollusca, Bivalvia, Mytilida, Mytilidae.
AAAAUUGUCAAAUUUGUACAAAAUCUUGUCUUCUCAAACUAUUCAGCCAAGUUCCUUAUAGACAGAGAUAAUUGUAAACAGCAAGAAUUUUCAGUAAGGUAAUAUCUACAAACAAGUCACCAUCACCAAAACAGAGAGUUUUGCUAUGAAUUCUAUUCUAAAUUGUCUAUAAUGUGUGUGUUUUGUUUAAUAUGCACAUAGACCCAGGUGAGCAACACGUUUUGUUUAAUAUGCACAUAGACCCAGUUGAGCAACACCAGCUCUUUAGAGCCUCCAGUUAUAUAUUUGCAUUAAUAACAUUUAAGAAGAAUUUUCAGUAAGGUAAUAUCUACAAACAAGUCACCAUCACCAAAACAGAGAGUUUUGCUAUGAAUUCUAUUCUAAAUUGUCUAUAAUGUGUGUGUUUUGUUUAAUAUGCACAUAGACCCAGGUGAGCAACACAUUUUGUUUAAUAUGCAUGUAGACCCAGGUGAGCAAGACGUUUUGUUUAAUAUGCACAUAGACCCAGGUGAGCAACACGUUUUGUUUAAUAUGCACAAAGACCCAGGUGAGCAACAUGUUUUGUUUAAUAUGCACAUAGACCCAGGUGAGCAACACCUUUUGUUUAAUAUUCACAUAGACCCAGUUGAGCAACACCAGCUCUUUAGAGCCUCCAGUUAUAUAUUUGCAUUAAUAACAUUUAAGAUGAAUCAUUCUUGAUGAAAUCCUCAAAAUAUUCUGUACACAUAAACAUGAUAAAGAAAUAGUCAGAAUUAAUGUGGAAUUCUUGGAAAAUAAGCCAAAAUAAACAAACCACUUUAUAGAAUAUUUUAUUUUAUUUUUCAGGAUAUUCUUUUACCCCUCUUACAUGAUCAUUUGGGUCUAACCUGCACAUGUUGAGAAAACAGAUUUGUGAAUGUAAGCAACAUCCAUCUACUGACUUCCAUCACAAGAGCUGAUUAUUGAAGACAAUGCAUGAACUUCAAAGCCACAUGUUCACAUAGUAAAAAAAAAAUCAAAAUAAAGUAUACAAUAUGGCUGAAGGAAAUUCCACUGAAUCACCAUUUCCAAAUUCAAACAGGACAAACUUUGUUAGGUUGGGCUUAGUGGCUGAAAAAGAACUUCCAAAUUUACUACGUGAAAUCCUGUUAAAAAAGGAACCACCUGAUCUCCUAGAGGAUCAUCUUCAGAAAAACAACUUUUUGUCACGUAUUUUUAAUGAGCGUGAAUGGGAAUCAAUUAAAAAUGCUUCCACAAGCCAGUAUAGUGACUUUGACAUACCUCUUAUGUACAAGAUAAUAAGGCAUUUAAAGUUAGUUUAUGCUCCAGUAGGAGACUGGCACAACAAGAUCCAACCAGUCUGGCGUGACACUGGUGUUGGAGAUGAUGUACAACGAAUUAGAUGGAUCUGGAAUGAUAUUAUAUACAUGUACAGAGAAAAUGUCAACUUGGCUGACACUGAAUUACAGAAUUACUUCUCAUUUUUGCAUGACAUAGCUGUUAGACUUGAAGACUUCCUUGAAAAACCAAAACAACUCGUUCAAAUAUUUAAAAUUUUACCAACCUGUCAGAUUGAUCAAGAAACAGAACAAAGAUGCUUAAGCUGGGUGAAAGAUUUGGAUGAGAGUGAAAAAUUAUUAAAUACUGGUGAGGUUCACAGAGAUUACACUGCUCCUAAGGUAGUACAGGACUUUCAAAGGAGGGUAUUCACUCUGCGGUAUUCCAGAGAAGAAUUAAUUCCAGUGAAAAGAAGAGAUGACAUGAAAAUGCAGAUAGAGAAAUGGAGAAGUAUGGAUGAAAAGUUUGUGGCAACAAGAGCAGCUGAUCAUGUCAUGAAAUGUUUUGAAGAAAAUGGUUGUAUGACCAUAACAGGCAAUGCAGGGGUAGGAAAAUCAUUCAUAGCACAACAUAUAGCUCUUGCACUAGAGAAAAACGGCCACCAGAUAAUACCAGUUUCAAAACCAUCGGACAUUAUAAAUUAUUACCACCCUAAUAAAUGGCAACUUUUUGUAAUAGAUGACAUUUGUGGGAAAUUUACUGCAAACCAACAAAAAAUUGAAAAUUGGCAACAAAUGAUACCUGUUAUUGAAAUAAUAAUGGCAGGCAAAUGGUGUAAAAUCAUUUCUACAUGUAGGUUAAAUGUGUUCAAAGAUGAUAAGUUUAACAUUCUAUCUCCUUUCAAGACUUGUGACUGUAACUUGAGCUCAGAAGACUUAUGUCUUACAUCAGCUGAGAAAGCAAGCAUAGCAGAAUCUCAUAUUGGUACAUGUAUACAAGAUGUAGAUGAAAUAUCUAAACAUCAUGAAUUCUUCCCCCUUUUAUGUAGUUUAUACCAGGAAAAAGAAGGUGUAGAUGUGAAAGAGUCUUUUUUCAGAAUUCCAUUUGAAGUUUAUCGCAAUGAACUUGACAAUAUGAGUAGACAAGGGGAUGAAGAGAAAUAUAAAGUAUGCGGCCUGGCUUUGUGUGUUCUCUUCAACAACCAUUUGAAAGAAUCAUGGUUUCACAGUUGUAAAGUAACAGACCAACAAAGGCAGAUCAUGGAAGAUACAUGUGUAGGCUGUAGAUUGAACAAAGAAACAUCAAAAGUAGACUUGAAAGAUGCACUGGAAAAGUUAGAGGGUACAUUUGCAUCUAAACAAAAUGGAGUUUAUAGUAUCAUACAUGGAGUACUCUUUGACUGCCUGGCUAAUUAUUUUGGUCAGAGAAUGAUUGAAUGCCUAAUAGAGCAUGGUGAUUGUGAUUUCAUCAAUGAACGUUUCCUGUGGAAGAACUUACCUGACCAGCAGGGGAGUAAUGUUGAAUUACUUAUCCAGAUACCAUAUGGUAAAUUAGAUUUGUUUCUAGAAAGACUUGUACAGGACUGGUCUGCCGGCAAAGUUUUGAAUUUGUUUAGCAACAACAAUAUGAAAGAACAAGAGUUCAGAUAUCAGUUGCUGCAAUACUUAGAACAACUUGACAAAUCCCAACAGAUUAAACUGGCCAAUACAAAGAAUACCGUGACACCAGAAGACGUUUGUGACUUAGAUACUUAUCCACUGAUAUGGGCAGCUUAUUAUGGUUAUAGUGAUAUGGUGAAGUGGUUGUUAGAAAACAAAGUGAAUGUUGACCAUAGUAGACAUGAUGGAGUAACUUCUUUGUAUUUGGCAUGCCAAAAUGUUCACAAUGCUAUUGUACGGAUGUUAUUGGACAAGAAUGCUAAUGUCAAUCUAUACAAUGAAGAUGGUAUGACUCCAUUAUAUAUUGCAUGUAAGAAUGGGGAUUUAGAUAUCGUCAGGAUGUUGUUAAAUGAGAAUGUUAAUGUGAAUCUGUAUGAUAGAGAAGGCAGGACUCCGCUGUUUGUAGCAUGUGAAAAUGAUAAUACAGCUAUGGUAUCUGCAAUACUAGAGAAGAAUCCCGACGUCAAUCUUAGCGAUUUUGAAGGAGAAACUCCUCUGAACAUAGCAUGUUAUAAAGGUCAUACUGAGGCGGCAUUGGCAUUACUUGAGAAAAAUCCUGAUGUCAAUUUGUGUAAUAUACUUGGCGACACACCUCUAUCCACGGCAAGUGGGGAAGGUCACGAUGGCAUUGUUGCGGCAUUACUAAAUAAAACCCCUGAUGUGAACUUGUGUGAUGACAAUGGAGGAUCAGCCUUGUUUUACGCUUGCCAGAAAGGUAACACUAAUGUAGUAGCCGAUUUAUUGAAGAAGAAUCCUGAAAUUAACCUGUUUGAUGAAUUCUUCAAUGAAACCCCAUUAAUCACUGCAUGUGAUAAAGGGUUCACUGGUAUUGUGGCUUUGUUGCUACAGGAGGAAGAUAUUGAUGUUAAUCUAUGUGAUAAACAAGAUUAUCAAAGAAGUCCUUUGGUUUUAGCAUGCAGUAAUGGCCAUACUGAUGUUGUGCGCUUGUUAUUGGAGAAGAACCCCAAUGUUAAUCUGUGUGGUAAAGAUAGUAAGAGUCCUCUUUUCUUGGCUAGUAUUAAAGGCCAUACUGAUAUUGUCAAGAUGCUACUGGAAAGCAAUCCAGAUAUAGAAUUAUGCGAUGAAGAUGGAGACACCCCCUUGAUUGCGGCAUGCCAAAGUGGUCAUCCUGAUAUUGUAUGUAUGUUGCUUGAAAAGGAUGCUGAUGUGAAACCAUAUGACAGCAGUGGGUCUACAUCUUUAUAUUGGGCAUGCUUUGAAGGUUAUAGGGAAAUAGUCUCUAAACUAUUAGAAAAUGGUGCUGAUGUAAACCACUCUAAUAAUGAGGGUUCGACACCUCUACUUGCAGCUUGCCAAGGCAACUAUAAUGAAAUAAUCCAAAUAUUGAUAGAACACAAAGCUGACAUUAAUAAACAAAUGUAUGAUGGGGAUAAUCCACUUAUAUCUGCUACCCAUAAUGGAUACACAGAUGUUGUAAAAGUUCUGCUUACCUCUGGCGCUGACAUUAACAGAAGUCUCCAUAGUAAACACGUCAUGACAGAAGCAAUACACAACAUUGCAAAUAGAAUUUUAAAAAGUGUCAAACUUGAGUGGUACGAGGAUGUAAUGAUGAGCUUUGGUUCCUCGAUUACUAAAGAAUACGUGACAGAGAAAUCAAUAGACUAUGUGUUUGAAGUUUUUGCCGGUUCACACCCUCUUCAUAUCGCUAGUUUCAUGGGUCAUACAGAAAUAUCCAGACUCCUCCUUGAUCACAAAGCAAAUGUAAAUGUUAAAAAGAAGGAUGAAACUACACCUUUGUUCUAUGCCUGUGAAGUAGGACAUGAAGAUAUCGUAGAGUUAUUGUUAGAAAAAGGCGCUGACCAAAAGAUUUGUAGAAAGGACAAAACUUCACCAGUUGACAUAGCUACACGAAAUGGAAAUGACUCUAUAGUUAAGAUGCUAAAGGGAAAGCAAUGAAGAAAAUCCGCUAAUUGAUUUUCUAUGGAACAGGUCAACUUUGCUGUUCCUGAGCAUCUGAGUCACAUUUGGUUUUUAUUGAGAUCUAGAAAAAGGAAAUGAAGAUCUGAAGAAAGAACAAAAAAAUGAACAUAACUAUUUAGUGAUGAUGCUUGAAGAAAAAUAGAUAAUAAGAUAUUUUUGGGGUAGAAAUGUUCAUGUUCACCUUAGUUCACUUUUUUUUUAAUAGCAGUAUGGUGUUGAUUUAUUUUUAGUCUUCUGUUAAUUGUAUUGUGGAUUAUCUGGAUACUUGGUUUUGUGUUUUCAAAUAUUUGACUGUGGUCCUGAUGUUGUCAGCCUGUUUUCCAAUAAGGAUUAUUUGUUGACCAGUGUAAAUAACACAGUGUUAUGUUCUUGCCUUUUUUUUCAUUUGGUGCUACUCAAAUUUUUAUUAUAUUCUACCAUUCUUUAUUGUUCUUGUUCAUGUCUGUUCUCCAUUUCUUUUUCAUUUGUUAAAUAGUAAAUACUGUUGGGCUUUUUGCAUUUAAUUACACUUCCUUUUUGGUAUAUUUCUUUUUCAUUUGUUCAUUUUGCACUGUAGAUUUUGUUUUAAAAAAACUCAUGAAAGAUACCAAAAUGUGAUUCAUCUAUUCAUGACUCAUUCAUUAGGGGAAAAGUUCUGUGAAAUGAACAUUUUUAUUGAGGAUCAACAAUUUACAGUUACAGUAUAUUUAACAUAUACAUUUAAUUAAAUAUGCAUUCAUUAUUGUAACACAUAUAUUUCACUAUUUUUUUUACAUGUAUUCUAUUGCACUGCCAUUGUUUCCAAUAACUUAUGCAUUUACAAAUAACUGUAUUUUAUAUAUGCUGACAGACUCAAAAAUAUUGUGUAUUUUCUGUAAACAUUGGUAAAGCAGGUAUUUGCUUUUCUGUGGAGCAGAAUUUUGCUUCUCUACUGUGUUGAUUUUCUA